AUGGAUGUGGGCUUUGCGCGCCGUCUUGGGCGCUUGGUCGUCUACAGAGAACGCUACGAUCAACCUCCGGAGAGUGCAUGCACUUUUGUGACGAACUCACUGUUACUAGAAGGAAAAGUGAAUACCCUAUCUGAGAAGGAGACUGCUGAUUUCCUAAUAUCUAUCACACCAGACAAGGAUCGGCGAGAUCAGGUGGCGAAUGGGCUACUAUUUUACUUGCUCACGGAUGGUGUCAAUUUCAAUAAGUAUUUCCGCUGCUUAUCGGUGAUAGCUAACGAUCAAUGGUACGCAACACUAUGCAAUGUAAACAUGAUUCUGAUAGAGUUAUGGCCAAAACUUCAUGAGUCAUGUCGGGAACUUAUGCUUCAGUUCUUCCGAGAGGCUGUCAAACUCAAUGUUCCGAAGAUUGAAAAUGUAAUUAUGAAUUUGGUUCGGUCAAUUAAUGGCAGUGUUGAAUGGAACCACAAACUGCGUCAUGCUCAUAUGAUUGCCUCAAUUCUGAAUGAUCAUGAGCAGUGGGUAAUGGGCUUGAAGCCAGGAACAUUCAUGUUACUGAAUGUAGUGUCCACUUUUGGCCACCUAAUCAUUGACAUACCCGCAGGGAGCCCACUUGAGAAUGUUCGCAUGGCUAUGGUUCAAAGCGUAGUAUUUAUUAUAAGAAAUCGGUCUGCCGAUGUUUGCAUGCUCGGACGCGAUUUGCUACUUAUUUUAAUGCGAUUAGCUAAGAUUCCACAAAUCAACGCAAUCUGGGUGGAUCUCAUCACAAAUCCGUCAAAAUUCGGGCUUAACGAUGGAAUAGAAGAGCUGUUCCGCUCGAAUGCAAAUUUCUAUGGCGUUCGACUAUCUGCAGAAAUGGCAAAGAAACUCGAGUUUAUUAUUUGUCAAUGCAAGCCAAAUGCACAAGAUAAGCAUUUCGAGUGGUUUUCAAACACGUUUUUUCGCGGUCCUGAUGGUCCCAGUCUGCGUGCUGAAACCAUACGCUAUGUGCUGUAUUUCUUCAAACCAGACAUGCCUGCUCACGUAUUAGAAGCUCGUGGCCAUUUCUUGUACUACCUUUUGACGAGUAUCCCUCCUAAUUCGGAUGUCGAACAACAAUGGUGUAAAACAGUAAUUUGGUUCGAUUGGCUCACUUAUGAUCCUCACACAACAGUACAAUUUGUCGAACCAGUGAUGAGCAUGCUCCGGAUAGCACUAGCCAACUUACCUUCAAAAGCGACAGCUUUAUUGGAAUAUGUGUGCAAGAGUGUUGCGUUGAUUUUCCCACCGAAGACUGAGCUGUUUAAAAAAUCGGUCAACGAUGCUAUGCAGGCAGUACAUGAGUACUACCAAGGUGGUCUGGUGGGCAUUCUUGACAACCCCCGAAUUGAACGCAGCGUUCGAGAACUAGUACGAGAAACAUUUUCGGAGUAUUUUGCUAGGAACACGACCGCUCCCCCAACAUCAACCCAGUCAUCUCCAUCAGCACCUCAGCUAAUUGCACAACAGCAACCACCAUCAAGACCACAACCGUCGUCAUCAGCACCACCUGCAGCACCAAACUCUAACCACGCAGCGACGAACAAGGAUCGAUUGCGAUUGAAAGAUAAAGAGAAGAAUAAGGAGAAUGAAAGAGACGAUAAAGAGCAAGUCAAACAUAGCAAAACACCUAGCCCACCUAAUGGGACUUUGAUUUCUUCAAAGGUUGAUGAGGCGAAGAAGAAGGAACGGGAAAAGGAGAUUGACGAGUUAGUAGAACAACUACGAGAUGAUUUCAGAACCACGAUGAUGUCUUUACGGGAAACAUUCCGUGAGACAGAAGAUGAUAGCGAAAGAGGCGAGGCCGUGCAACGAUUGCUGCAGAAACUUCUGGAAAACGAAGACUCUAUCGACGACGAACAACUAGAGCUGGUAGCGCAUAGUGUUCAGCUGGUGAUGGGCAGUCCUGUAGACAGUAAUCGCAGGUCGAUUCUUCCAGAUCCAGUGACGGAGGACGCAUUAGCAGACUCGUUUGCACAUCCUUUGUUCAUCAUUUUCCGAAAUCUUUGCUACACUCCGGACACAGAUGCAACAACGAGGUCGUUAAUGGUGAACAUGAUUGCUACAAUGCGCGAUUAUGACAACACAGUCACCUAUCUUAUGCUGUUCUUUAUAAAGGCAAAUGAUGGUCUGAGCAGUGAGUGCAUAUCGUGUUAUCGAGAUGUAGCUCGAGCGAGGGACGAGGAAAUAGAGACGUUACUGACAGCGGAUCUGCAGCAAUGUGCUGUAGAUGACGAUCGGUUAUUCGCUUUUCUGGUCCCUUAUGUGUUCCAGAAACUGGAUGUUGAAGCUGGCGCCAGUGCAUCUGUUUUCAAUGUCGUUUGUUCACACAUUGACGCUCGACAAAUUAUGCAACUUAUCGGAGAAAUUGUAAGGGAAAAUGUGACCUUGUUCCGGAAGGACUCAUUUGCUCAAAUCGUCGCAGCUUCAUUAGACUGGCCAACGACAACUCAAUGGGCUUUUUGGCAUCUGGUUCAUGCUGAAGGAAUUCCCGGCGAAUGGUUGAUUCAGCUCCUACCAAAAUUAAAAUCAUCACAGCAUGCUGAAGCUGCCGCCAAUGUUCUGCUUAUGUUGAAGCGGGCAGAUCGCGAUCCUAACAUGAACAUGUUACGAGCGCUUUUUUCGCGGACACCGUCUGCUGAUGAUACUUUUACUAUUGACUGCAUCAAGAUUCUCAUCGAAGAUCCAUCAACAUGCAAACGGGUUUCGGACAACGUCGGCAAUCUGUUAAAGAAACAGAUGGCUGCCGGUGAUUUGCACAUGGGCGGUGGAACUAAGGGGUCAUCGAAAAAGAGCCCACAAAAACUGUCAAUGGAGCAGGUGCUCGCACAUCUGGAACAGUUCACUCAGCUGUGCCUCAUGAAAGAAAAGAAGUCGGCUGAACAGAUCUUUUCUAAUGCAACCGUGCUCGAAGCAUUCAGUGAGGCAGAGAAGAAUGAUAAAGUAGCGCCGCUACGGUCGAAAUUCGCUCAACUUUUUGCCGUUGUGAACAUUCUCCGGGACGAAUCCAGGGACAAAGAACAAUCUUCUCGGACACUACGAGGGAAUCGAGGUAGCAGCGCUUCGACAUCCGUAAGCAAAGUUAGCAGACAUAAGGAUGAAGACAAAGAUGAUGACCACGUUCCUAAGAAAAAAGUACGUCGAGUGAUUACUGUUGGCUCAUCGUCCUCAUCGUCGUCAGAAGAUAGCGAAUGA
Necator americanus (New World hookworm) is the source of this 3210-nucleotide messenger RNA. RefSeq lists its product as uncharacterized. The coding region runs from base 1 to 3210 and encodes 1069 amino acids. The record is from RefSeq and is a predicted model, not a curated record. The transcript is spliced from 26 exons. NCBI's taxonomy places the organism in Eukaryota, Metazoa, Nematoda, Chromadorea, Rhabditida, Ancylostomatidae. Gene Ontology annotation, cellular component: cytoplasm.